Messenger RNA from Amborella trichopoda, 1041 nucleotides. RefSeq lists its product as uncharacterized. Lineage: Eukaryota; Viridiplantae; Streptophyta; Magnoliopsida; Amborellales; Amborellaceae. The record is from RefSeq and is a predicted model, not a curated record. Gene Ontology annotation, molecular function: metal ion binding.
CUUUUGUUUGCAGGAUGGUGGACUUUUUUGACCUAAGAUGCUGAUUUCAUAGUUGAUAUGAAGUGUGACGGUUGUGUAUCAGCUGUUCAGAAUAAGUUGCAGGCACUUGAUGGGCACCUUCGUAAGUGUUUCGAUCAAUUACGAAUGAAAAGUUGUGCUUUUAUCAGUCUAUGUAAUUUGUUAAAGGAGAGGACAAACAUUACAGAUACAAGAUAUUUGGCAGUUGAUGAACAAGUAACCAUAUUUUUAAGUACCGUCACACAUGAUCAACGGAAUAGGGUGGUCCAGGAACGGUUCCAACAUUCAAAGCAGAUCAUAAGUUACUACUUCUAUAGAGUUUUACAAGCCAUCUUACAAUUGGAACCGUUGUUCCUGCAACUAGCAAGCAACAAAACACCGGCCCACAUUACUAGUGAUACACUACGAUUUUACCCAUAUUUCAAGGUUGGGAAGGAUGUGCAUCAAAUUCUAAAGUCCUAUAUGACGCAAUUAGUAAUGAAGGCAGUAUGCUUGCAGCACCUGAGGGAAAAUAGUACCUUGUAGAUGGUAGGUAUCCUACUAUACGUGGAUUCAUAGGACCAUAUCGAAGUGUCCGUUACCAUCUAAACGAAUUUACUUCAGGCCCAAGAGCUCCUCAGAAUCACAAUGAGUUAUUCAACAAACAAUAUUCUAUGUUUAGAAAUGUGGUGGAGAGGACAUUUGGACUUUCGAAAGCUAGAUUUCCUGUACUCAGGAAUCAAAUGCAGUAUCCUUUACGAACACAGGUUGAUGUAGUUAUUGCAUGUGCAAUAUUGUACAACUACAUCAUGAUGCCUCGGGGAGCCGAUAGCAGAAGACAACCACGUUUUCGAAGGAGAGUUGAGAGUCAACUCUUAAUUGACGGAGAAGAUGGUUUUUCGCAAUUGAUUCAGCGCCACGUUGAUCAUGACGUUGGCGUCAAUCUGCGAGAUGUCAUAGCGACGCAGUUGUGGGAGGCCUAGUUAAGUCGCUAGCACUUGUAAUUAAACAUUGUUCUGCAUUUAACUUUUUAUGUUGUGUUCA